AGUAGCUGCUUGUUUCUCUCGCGAGAUCUGACAACAUCGCGCGUGAUCUAAACAAACAAGACGAGGAAAUAACAAGAUGGCGUUCGACGGAGAAGACAUUAUUGUGGUGUAUUGACGCUCUGUUUCCAUCGCAAUCCGUACUUUAAUAUAAUACACAUUUUUAAGAUUUUUUUUGCAUCCGAAAACAUUAGUCUGAGCGCUCUUUAUCGCGUCUUGUGCUAGCUUAGCUUGCUAGUUAGCUUAGCUUGUUAGCUGCUAACAAAGAGACGCGGACGUUAUCAACACAUCGCUAAGUAGAGAUCAAAUGUGAGUGUAAAGUGUUGUGAUUGUGUGAAAAUGUGCGAAAGAACGAUAGCAAAGUAUGAGGAGGAACUUUGUCCAACAAAAGAGGAGAAGGAGCGACAACAACUACAGGACGCUAUUUUCAAGAAACAUCAAGUUGUGUUACACAGAACAGAUGUCCAGCAGGCCCCCCACACUAAAGAGGAAGAGGAGGAGCCCCAGCCCCCUCACGUUAAAGAGGAAGAGGAGGAAUGUCAGACCACUCCAAAGGGAGAGUGUCUUCUAGGGCAGGAGGAGGCUGAUCUCACCGAGUUUCCACUGACUGUUGUCUCUGUGACGACUGAAGAGCAUGAAGACAAACCACCUGAGUCCUCACAGCUUCAUCACAGUCCAGAUGUCCAGAAGCUGAUUGGUUGUCAAGAAGAACCUCUCCCUCAGUCACCGGAGGGGAGCUUCACUUUGAAGCAGGAGGAUCCACUGCCCCCUGACAUUAAAAGGGAAGAGGAGGAACUCUGGAUCACUCAGGAGGAAGAGUGUCUUCUCGGGCAGGAGGAGGCUGAUCUCACCAAGUUUCCACUGACUGUUGUGACUGUGAAGAUAGAAGAGCAUGAAGAGAAACCACCUGAGUCCUCACAGCUUCAUCACAGUCCAAGUGAGGAGAAGAGAGAGGUGGAGCUUCCAAGCAGCAGCUCAACACAACACACUGGUGACCACUGUGGAGGAUCACAAGCAGAUAACCUCUUAGCUCCACUGUCAGAUAGUGACGACACAACGUCACUCGUCAAUGUAAAUAUAGAAUCACACAUGACAAAAACACACACAAAAAAAACAACUUUGGAUUGUUCGGUUCCUGGUAGAACAUUCUCCGACAAAGAUAAUAUGCAUUCAGAUAUGAGAAAACACACAGGAGAAAAACCUUUCAGUUGUUCAGCGUGCGAUAAACUAUUCUCUAACAAAAGUAAUAUGCACACACACAUGAGAACGCACACCGGAGAAAAACCUUUCAGUUGUUCAGUUUGCGGUAAAAGAUUCUCAAACAAACGAAAUAUGCAAACACACGUAAGAACGCAUACAGGAGAAAAACCUUUCUGUUGUUCAAUGUGUGGCAAAAGAUUCUCGAACAAAACUGAUAUGCAUACACACAUGAGAACACACACAGGAGAAACCCCUUAUAGUUGUUCUGUUUGUGCAAAAGGUUUUGUGAGAAGCUCCUACUUGACGCAGCACAUGCGGACACACACAGGAGAAAAACCUUUCAGUUGCUCAAACUGUGGCAAAAAGUUCUCUCAAAGGGGAACGAUGCUGUCGCACAUGAAAACCCACACAGGAGAAAAACUUUUCAGUUGUUCGCUGUGUGAUAAAAGACUCUCUGACAAACGUAAUAUGCAAACACACAUGCGGACACACACGGGAGAAAAACUUUUUAGUUGUUCAGUGUGUGAAAAAGGAUUCUCCGACAAACGCAAUAUGCAAACACACAUGCGGACGCACACCGGAGAAAAACCUUUCAGUUGCUCAAACUGUGGCAAGAAGUUCUCUCAAAGUGGAACGAUGCUGUCACACAUGAGAACGCACACCGGAGAGAAACCUUUCACUUGUUCAGUGUGUGAUAAAAGAUUCUCUGACAAGCGUAAUAUGCAAAGACAUAUAAGGACACACACAGGAGAAUGAUUUUUUCAUUUUUCCUGCAGAGUCAUUACGUAAUAGUCUACUGUAAGGAUUCUUAAAUUCCACACUCUGAUCCAGAUCCGGAGCAUGAGGCACGUCAGCCUGGACCCAGUUUGAUUCACAGCCAUCCAUUAAAGAUAACUGGUGAACUAUUUUCACUUAUUUUACUAAAAUUCAAAAUUGGGAUAAGAACCUGUUCACAAAAAACUAUUCAAAUACUUUCACGGGAACAAUUCAGGUCAAUGACAAUUUAAAGGGUUUUAAUGGGUCUGAAGUGCAACAUUUAGUUAUAUGACUCAAAGCAAACAACCUUCCAUAGUCAUGGUGCAUUAAAAAAAAAAGUAACACUAAAUUGGCCCUAGUAUGUGAAUGAGAGUGUGAAUGUUGUCUGUCUAUCUGUGUUGGCCCUGUGAUGAGGUGGCGACUUGUCCAGGGUGUACCCCGCCUUCCGCCCGAAUGCAGCUGAGAUAGGCUCCAGCACCCCCGCGACCCCGAAAGGGACACACAGUAGAAAACGGAUGGAUGGAAAAAACACAAAAUGCCAACAGACAUGGUCACACAUAACACAAUAUACCACAGUGAGUGAAUAUUAUUUUAAAAAAACGUUUAUGCACUAUAAACAUUGUCAGAAUUACACCCAUUUAAAUCCAUUACAAAGCAUUAUGGGUAAAAUGCAAAACACUACCUCCACACUUAUCCAUGUUUGGGGCAUUUUUGCUGCUUGAUAUUUCUGAUUGGUUACAAAACUUUAAGGAGGUUGUGACGGAAGUAAACAAGGUAGAAGUCAAACUUUCACAUACUCUUAAUAUCCAGUUAUAUUAUUUAUUAAUUAUAUAUAUUUUAUAUUAAUAUGUAC
This is a messenger RNA of Entelurus aequoreus (snake pipefish), 2806 nucleotides long. RefSeq names its product gastrula zinc finger protein XlCGF57.1-like. The coding region runs from base 337 to 1953 and encodes 538 amino acids. The record is from RefSeq and is a predicted model, not a curated record. Gene Ontology annotation, biological process: regulation of immune system process; regulation of cytokine production; negative regulation of transcription by RNA polymerase II. The transcript has 3 exons. NCBI's taxonomy places the organism in Eukaryota, Metazoa, Chordata, Actinopteri, Syngnathiformes, Syngnathidae.